UUUUUAAAGCGAUGGAACUUGAUUGUAAUUCUUUAUUUAGUAACUGUGCAUACAGAGGAAUGAAUAGAUCGUGUAAAAAUAUAUUUACGAAAGUAUUGACUGCAGUGGGUAUAUGUUGUAAAUCUAAAAAUUUAGAGUCACUUAAGUAUACAGAUAUUUCAUGGAAUCUUGAAUUUAAAAUCCCUAAUUCAAGUUUUCCUUUAAGAUUUUAUCUCACGGAACAAAAUAAUUCGAGUCCAGAACCAGGUGAAAGAUCUCUCAUAGUAGAUAAAUCUCUAGAUAUAGAAUUUGUUGUUGAUGUAACAUAUACAACUCCUGACAUUAAAUAUUUAUCUCUUCGACAACGACAAUGUUAUUAUAAGCAAGAGAGUAAAAAUCUUAUUGAUUGCGAAAUUGAUUGCGUAAUCGAUAAACUAUUUAAAUAUUGUAAAUGUUUGCCAUGGUUUUUAUCAUUUGUCGAUAAGACAGAAUGUCCAAUUUCAAGGUAUCCCUGUUUAAACCAUAUUAAUAUUGAUAAAACCCAAUGUAAUUGUUGGCCCUUUUGUGAUCAUACAUCAUAUAGUGUAAAAAGUAUGAAACUAUUUGAAGAUAAAAAUCGAAUUAUGUUAAAAAACUGGCCAACAGCCCUUCAUAAAAGAGAAAUGCGAUUUGGUUAUUUAGAUUUACUUGUAUCAUUCGGUGGUAUUGCAGGUCUUUUUUUAGGAUUUUCUAUUUUUAUAGCUUUAGAAUUUGGAUAUUAUUUUACUCUUAGAACUUAUUGCGGAGCUGUAAUUCGAUUAUCUCGGAAACAAUAUAAUAUUAUGACCAUUUAUGUGGUAGAAAAAUAUCCCAGCAAAAAAGUAAAUACUAAUCCAAAAUAUUAUACAUAUAUCGAUUAAUUCUUUUCAAAAAAU
Messenger RNA from Apis florea (little honeybee), 893 nucleotides. RefSeq names its product sodium channel protein Nach. Lineage: Eukaryota; Metazoa; Arthropoda; Insecta; Hymenoptera; Apidae. Gene Ontology annotation, biological process: sodium ion transmembrane transport. The record is from RefSeq and is a predicted model, not a curated record. Gene Ontology annotation, cellular component: plasma membrane. Gene Ontology annotation, molecular function: ligand-gated sodium channel activity.